Molecule: messenger RNA, 429 nt
Organism: Ctenocephalides felis (cat flea)
Lineage: Eukaryota; Metazoa; Arthropoda; Insecta; Siphonaptera; Pulicidae
Product: zinc finger BED domain-containing protein 5-like
Exons: 1
Coding region: 1-429 (142 amino acids)
Source: RefSeq, a predicted model, not a curated record
AUGGGUAUCCGUUCUGGUUUUCAGUCACUUGUGAAACAAGUUGCUCCUCAAGUUUUCAACUAUCAUUGUUUGAGACAACGUUACGCUUUGGCUGUAAAAACACUCCCACCAGAUUUGCUAAACACGUUGAGUGAUAUAGUAAAAAUUGUUAAUCAUAUUCGAGGCAGCGCUACUAACUCAAGAUUAUUUAAAGUUUUGUGCGAUGAAGUUGGUGCUACAUUUAAUGCACUUUUGUACCAUACAGAGAUACGUUGGUUAUCAAGAGACAACGUUCUAAGUAGGGUCUAUGAAUUACGAGAAGAAAUUGGAUUGUUUUUUGAAAACCAGAGAACACAAAAAGGAAAAGAAUAUUAUGCAAAAAUUAAACACCAUAUAUUUGUUCUAAAAAUAGCGUACCUUGCUGAUUUUUUACUGAAAUUAAUAAUCUGA